AUGGAGAAAGAGCCUCUUCUUCCAUAUGUAAGCCCAAGAGGGAAACCGCCUCCUCCACCUGCUCAAUUAUGUCCACUCCCUGAAAAUGAUGAAAUUACUCUGCCUAUGACGCCCACGGAGUUCAAAGACCGCUUGAUCUUUGGUCCUUCAUCGUCCCCACAAGACGCUUCUCCUAUAUUCGACGCUUUGACGCUAUCUCUUUCCUCUUCCAGACCCUCUGCUUCAUCUUCUCUUCAGGACCCAUCUACACCUUUGGACCUAAAAUCACAAUCGCAGUCUCAACAGGCGUGGCUUGUGGAUUCCAAUUACACAUGGCCCAAAAGCAACCUCCAUCGCUCCAAAACUGCACCUGCCAUGGCGGUCAUCAACGAUGUCAAUCAUUCGCAGGAACCCAAGCCACAAUUUGGCAAACAAUCUAUUAUCCGCCAAGCUGUUGUUCUUCUAAUUGUUUACUUAUCAUUGGGUGUGUUUAUCUAUUGGUUAAAUCGUGAUAAGUUUUCGGCUCACGAGACUCAUCCUGUGGUCGAUGCAUUGUACUUUUGUAUUGUAACGAUGUGCACUAUUGGGUAUGGAGAUAUUACCCCCAAUAGUACGGCGACGAAGCUGUUCUCAGUAUUGUUUGUGUUGGUGGGAUUUGGGUUUAUUGAUAUAUUGCUCUCUGGAAUGGUCAGUUAUAUGCUUGAUUUGCAGGAGAGUUAUUUGUUAAGGAAUGUAAAGAGGGGGCUGCAGCGUGAAUCCGGGAAAUCCUAUAUAAUUGAUGUGAAGAAGGGAAGAAUGAGGAUUAGAAUGAAGGUGGCAUUGGCCUUGGGUGUUGUGAUACUUUGUAUAGGAGUUGGAAUGAGUGUUAUGCAUUUUGUUGAGAACCUGGGUUGGCUGGAUUCAUUUUAUCUGUCAGUUAUGUCUGUCACAACAGUUGGAUAUGGUGAUCAGGCAUUCAAGUCAAUGACUGGUCGUAUUUUUGCGUCAAUCUGGUUGCUUGUAUCGACCCUUGCUGUUGCUCGGGCAUUUCUUUAUUUAGCAGAGGCAAGAGUAGAUAAGCGGCAUAGGAUGAUGGCAAAAUGGAUACUUGGUCAGGAUAUGACUGUUUCUGAGUUUCUUGCUGCUGAUAUUGACAACAAUGGCUUUGUGAGUAGGUCAGAAUAUGUGAUAUACAAACUGAAGGAGAUGGGUAAGGUAUCAGAGAAAGAUGUCAUGCAGAUAUCUAAUAACUUUGAUAGGCUGGACACUGGCAAAUGUGGGAAGAUUACACUGGCUGAUCUCUUGGAAAGUCAUCACUGACAUGAAAAUACGAUUUCUACAAAGGUUCACUCGGCAUUUGGACUCAGAAGAACUCGAGUUAUGGGCCAUCAUAAAUAGAAAGCAAUUUCACUUCCAAGUUGCAGAUGUAUAAAUGAAAGGCAUACAUCUGGGAUGUGCAAAGGAAGCCCUGAAAGAGAGAGUUUGCAUUUCCUAGAAGAUUUAUUGGUGCUCAAUUCAUCUGAUAAUUCUGUACAAAGUUUUGAUAGCAUAGGAAGUAUUCUUCUAUUGAAACUAAAAGAUAAUUGUUUAAACUUGUUGAACUGUAAUUUGUUUAUUGGUUUAUAUCUUUGUAUGUGAGCAUGGGAUGUUGCUCUUGAAUAUAAAUGUCCAUAGCUGCCAUUUAUCCUUUCCAUC
Molecule: messenger RNA, 1653 nt
Organism: Benincasa hispida (wax gourd)
Lineage: Eukaryota; Viridiplantae; Streptophyta; Magnoliopsida; Cucurbitales; Cucurbitaceae
Product: two-pore potassium channel 3-like
Biological process (GO): potassium ion transmembrane transport; stabilization of membrane potential
Cellular component (GO): plant-type vacuole membrane; plasma membrane
Molecular function (GO): potassium ion leak channel activity; outward rectifier potassium channel activity
Source: RefSeq, a predicted model, not a curated record